UGUCUGUAGGUGGUCUCCUGGUCUGUGGUGGCAAUUAUUAUUUAUUGAUAUUGUUUUUACUUUUAAUUUUAUUGAUUUCGUCCCAAUUUUACUAGACGAAAUGUUAAUAUUCUAUGCGAUAUCAUAGCAAAAAUAGAGAUGUUUACAUAAGUAUCCUUUAAUUUCUAAAUGAAAGACAAAUCCAUUUUGUCUGACACGAUGGGGAUUAUGUAUGAGAAACGGCCUUUGAAGCGGCCUCGACUAGGUCCACCUGACGUGUACCCUCAAGAGCCGAGACAAAAGGAAGACGAGCUCACGUCUGCCAACGUCAAACAUGGAUUCACAACAACACCACAGUCCAGCGAUGAAUUUGGCACAGCGAGGAACUGCAGCUAUUCUACAUCUAAGAUUGGACAAUUCUUUUCUGGCAUUCUAUCUAAAAAAGAAGAAUUAAACACAUUACCUGACUGUGGUAGGAAGAGGCAACAGGUGAACCCGAAGGACAACUUCUGGCCUGCCACUGCACGUACAAAGCCUCAAAUUGAAGCUUGGUUCAAAGACUUAGCUGGAAACAAACCUUUAUCUCAACUCGCAAAGAAGGCACCAAAUUUUAAUAAAAAGGAGGAGAUAUUUAUAACAUUGACAGAGUAUCAGGUGGCAAUGCCACGAGCGACUUGGUUUAUCAAACUGAGUUCAGCUUACACUGUAGCUGUGUCAGAGGCUAAGAUUAAGAAAAGGCAGCUUUCUGAUCCUACAACAGAAUGGACAACAACACUGAUUAAGUUCCUCAAAGACCAAAUACCUAAGCUAGCUGAAUACUACCAAAGCUCCGUGCUAGGAAACAUAUCAGACAAAACACCUCCUUCACAAUCAGGUCAAGGCACCCCAAGUCACAAUUCAUCAGGAAACCCACCAGGAGGCUCAACCCCAAACUCGACUGUACCAAAUUCAAUGCAUUCGCCUGGCAAUUCUAGUGGGUUAGGUUCGUCGACCCCAAAUUCAACAGAAAGCACAGACUGGAGGCAAGCAUUGAGACAGUGGAACUACUGUUGCCGGUUAUCCCGUUUCCUGUUGGACGAAGGUCUUUUAGACAGGCACGACUUCCUUACGUGGAUUAUUGAAUUGCUGGACAAAAGAUCAGCAGACGACGGACUUUUAAGACUAUUCUUGCCCCUGGCACUGCAACACAUGAGCGAGUUCGUGUGUUGCGAAGGCUUAUCCCGCCGCCUCGCUACUUCGUGCGCGAAGAAGGCGGCCGCUAUUUGUUCAGUUCUAUCGGACACUACAUUGAGAACACUCAACCAGCCCGCUGUGUUCAAAACUGACAGGAUUGGUGAUGGAAACGGGGCUCCAAUGUCACCAUUAACAGAAGGAAAUGGCGACGUCAAACCAAAUGUUUCUCAAAUAAAACGUUCAGCCACCCCAGCGGAUCAAAACCAAGGAACGCCUAACCCCAACCAUUCCCUAGGAACUCCCAACCCAAACCAUUCCUUAGGAACACCGAAUCCUCUAGGCACUCCAAACCCUCAACAGCCAAUGGACGUACAGGUCAAGGAAGAAAGGGUGUCACCCCCGCGGGAAACGAAGCCGAGUCUCAAUACAGUGAUAACGGCUGCGUUGAACCCAGUGCAAGUUGGCUUUGGAGAAAUAUUGAAUUGCUCCUUUCAUAGAGAUGUCGUUAUUCAACUGGCUACUGUUUUACAGAUCAUCUGUAUAGAAUGUCCAGCGGCGAUGGUUUGGUCGGGUUGCGGUUCCUCCCUGCAGGGUUCUCCGCUAGACUUGCUACCACUGCCGCCCUCCGCUCUACCCAUGCCACAAAUGGAUUCCAGCCUCACUGAAGAGCACAGGAAGGUGGUGUAUGAAGCUGAACAAGAGAUCGCUGCUAGGAGUAAAAAGGCGGAGAGUAAAUGGUGUACAGACAAAUGGCAAACUAGCUCCCAAGCGCGAGUGCUGGCAGUACUGGAGGCGCUCGACAGGCAUUGCUUUGAUCGCGUCGAUCCGAACAACAAUCUGGACACGCUGUAUAAGGAAGUGUUCGCUAACUGCACUCCACCCAACAAAGAUGGGAAUCCGGACCCUAAAGAUCCUGAAUGGGCGUGUUCGUACGCAGUAGUGCGCGUGCUAUGCGAGUGGGCCGUGUGCGGCGCGCGCUGGGGCGAGCACCGCGCCAUGGCGGCCGCGGCGCUGCUCGACAGGAGGCAGCACCAUCACCAGCAGCACCACGAGCAUCAAGGUUCAGAUGACAAAGAGUCCGUCAGCUCUGGCACGGGGCUCUAUAACGGACCGCCGAUUUUUCAAAAUUUACUGCUGCGUUUUUUGGACAACGACGCGCCUAUUCUAGCAUCCGUCAAUUGCCUUUACACAGAUGAGAGUCCUAACGCACCGCCUGGGAAUCGUCAGCAGUUUGCCAAUCUGGUCCACUUGUUUGGUGAAUUGAUACGAAGGGAUGUCUUCUCGCAUGACGCUUAUAUGUGCACUCUUAUAUCUAGAGGAGACCUGAUUUCCCCCACGGAACCAACUUGUUCCACGUCAAGCUCUCACACGGUCGCGCCGCCGGCCACGAGUACCGGCACCACGCAUAACAUGGACGACGACAUCUUCGCGGGAAUCGAUCUCAAACCCAAAAUGGAGGAGAAUGUGCGAAUGGAUUUGGAUGACUCUAAAAUAGAUGACGACUUGGAUAAACUUCUGCAGCACAUAAAAGAAGACCAGCAGAAUUCAAUGGACGCGCCUGACAGUCCCAAAGAUCCAGGGGAAACGUCCCAUAGUGUCAAUUCUCCAAUGAUGGGCGCGAGUGGGAUGGGUAUCGCGGGAAUGCAGUCCAUGGGAAUGGGGCCCAUGUCUGUACCAGGCAUGCGUUCGUCGAGUUCAACAGGCGGCGGCAGCACUGGCGCAGUGUCCCGUCACUACCACUACACGAUGCACUUUCCACUGCCGCCUACCGAGCCGGAGCACACGCCGCACGACGCCAACCAACGGCACAUCCUGCUGUACGGCGUGGGGCGGCAGAGGGACGACGCCAAACACGCCGUCAAAAAGAUGACCAAAGAAAUAUGCAAACUAUUCUCUAAGAAGUUCUCAAUCGACGUCGCCGAAGGUGGGAAGAUUAAAAAACAUUCAAGAAGUGAAUUCAACUUUGAAGCUGUCACACAAAAAUUUCAGGCGAUGUCGAUGUACGAGCAAGGCGCAGUGUCGUGGGCGGUGGGCGGCGCGGUGUGCGAGGCGCUGGCGGCGUACGCGGCGGGCGCCACCACGUACCUGCCGCAGCCGGAGCACGUGGCCUUCGCGCUGGACUUGAUGGAGAUCGCGCUCAACGUGCACGGGCUCAUCGAGACUUGCAUACAGAUACUGAAAGAGCUAUCUGAAGUGGAGGCAGCACUGAUCACCCGCGGCGCGGCGAGCAGCGGGCUGGCCGCGCCUCGAGCGUACACGUCCGCGUUGGCGCUGUACACUGUUGGCGCUUUGAGGAGAUACCAUUCGUGCUUGUUGCUGUGCGUGGAGCAAACCUCGGCGGUGUUCGAGCAGUUGUGCCGGCUGGUCAAGUGCGUAGUGAACCCGGGCGACUGCGGCUCGGCGGAGCGCUGCGUGCUGGCGCAGCUGCACGACCUGUACAAGGCCGCGUCGCAUUUGUUCCACGCGCCGCACGCGGACACCUUCGCCAACGCUUACCCCAAAAUCAAACAGGCACUUUACUCACCAUUAACGCCGACGCCGUCCAAUUACUCGUACAAUCCUCAGUUUCUAAGCGAGUUCUUCACCAAUCAAAGGAAAGGAAAAAUUGAGAUCUCGUGGGCGCGUCAGGUGGCCGAGUCGCCGGCUAACCGGUACAGUUUCGUGUGUUCAGCGAUGCUCGCCGUGUGCCGCGAAGUUGACAAUGACCGUGUGAACGAGCUGGGCGUGGUGUGCUCAGAGAUGACGGCGUGGUGCAGCAGUCUCGCCGCGGAGUGGCUGGGCGCGCUGGUGGCGCUGUGCGGCGCGCAGCACUACCCCGCGCCGCACGGGCAGCACCCGCAGCACGCCGCGCCGCCGCCGCUGUACCCCGACCUGCUGCACCACCGCGACCUGCACGACGCCGCCGCGCACGAUGCACUCGCCGUCUUCACCUGCAUCCUCGUCGCUCGGCACUGCUUCUCUCUGGAGGACUUCGUGCGUCACGCGGCGCUGCCGUCGCUGGUGAAGGCGUGCGGUGGCGGCGGCCCGCUGCCGCCCAACGCGCCCUCGCCCGACGCCGGCGCUCGGCUCACCUGCCACCUGCUGCUGCGACUGUUCAAGACUGUCGAUACUCCGCAACCUGGUCUAUACAGCGUGUCAACAUCCCCCGGGCCGGUGGGCGCGGGCGCGGGCGUGCGCCUGUCGUGCGACAGGCAUUUGCUGGCCGCGGCGCACAAGAACAUUGGCGUCGGGCCUGUGCUCGCCACGCUUAAAGCCAUCCUCAUGGUGGGAGAUUCUACAGCGCGCGACGGAGGGAAACCUAUCGGGAAGAAAUCUAGCGAACUGUCACACAUACUCGGCACCAGCGACACCGUGCCCACCGACGCGCAACUCGACCUCAUGUCGAUGGUAGAUACAGAGAUCAGUGGGGGCCAUAGAACUCCUAGAGGCGGCAGCGGCGUUGGAUCAACCCUGCUGGACUCUUCGCAGUCUUUAUCUUCAUUGGCGCGACGUGUUUUGGCUGAAAUUUGUUCAGAGGAAUGGGUAUUGCAGAAAUGUCUUCAGAACCCCGACGAAUUGUACCAACCUGAUAUGCUUCUCGACUCCAUGCUUACACCAAAACAAGCUCAAAGAUUACUACACAUGAUAUGUUAUCCAGAUUCCGCGAGCCAUACACAUCCUGAUCUCGAUCAAAAGACAAUGAUAACUCGGUUACUUGAGAAUUUAGAGCAAUGGUCACUGAGGAUGUCGUGGCUGGACCUGCAGCUGAUGUUCAAGCAGUUCCCCAACGGCUCGUCGGAGCUGAGCGCGUGGCUGGACACGGUGGCGCGCGCCGUCAUCAACGUGUUCCAGCAGCCGGCGCCGCCCCCUCCGGACAAAGACAGAAUGGGCACGGAGCGCGGCGUGGUGAGCACGAGCAAGUGGUCGGAGUCGGUGUGGCUCGUGGCGCCGCUGGUGGCCAAACUGCCGCCCACGGUGCAGGGCCGAGUGCUCAAACAGGCUGGACAGAUAUUGGAGAGCGGGUGGGGCGCGGGCUGCAGCGGCGGCUGUUCCACCGGCGGCGGCGGCGGUGGCGGCUCGCAUCGCGACUGCAAGAGUCACCAGAGUCCCAGCUACAAAGGGUCGGCUGGCGCGGGUGGGGGAGGCAAGCGAGGGGUAGGUGCCGGAGGAAGUUGUUCGUGCGGCGCCUCCGCCGUGCGCCUCGCGAACGAGCCGCUGCUCUCCCUUGUACUGACCUGCCUUCGUAACCAAGACGACCAAAAGGAAAGCCUUCUAAGCUCAAUCCACGCUCAACUCUCACACUACCUGACGCACGCGCGCGACCACGAACGCAACGCUUGCGGCGACGCAUGGCACGACGAAGCGGCGCCCGAUGCGUUGCAGUUGCGUUUCUCGCUCGCGGGCGGCAUGUUCGACGCAAUCCGCCGCUCCUACCAGCUCACCGCUGAUUGGGCGCUGCUGUUGACGCAACUUAUAGCGCACCAACUGAUCGAUGCGUAUAACAAUAGUCUGUGUCACAGCAACUUGUUCACGACAUUGAUCGACAUGCUUGCAACUCUGAUACACUCGACGCUAGCUGAAGGGGGAGACGACAACAACAGGAAGCAUUACCAGAAUUUGAUGAAGAAACUGAAGAAGGAGAUCGGCGACCGGCACGGGCCGAGCGUGCAGGCCGUGCGACAGCUUCUGCCUCUGUCGAAGAAUACGAUUAUCGAAGUGAUUGCUUGCGAACCCCUCGGCUGUCUGGUAGACCAGAAAGGGAAUAAGAUUACAGGGUUUGACAGCGACAAAAAACAGGGUUUACGCCUGACAGAUAAGCAACGUGUGUCAAGUUGGGAACUUGUGGAAGGGGGUCGGAACCCUGCGCCUCUGUCUUGGGCUUGGUUCGCUGCUACUAAGAUAGAAAGAAAACCGCUUACUUAUGAGAACGCGCAUAGGUUAUUGAAGUACCACACGCACAGUCUGGUGAAACCGCUGAGCUACUAUUUAGAGCCGCUGCCCUUGCCGCCAGAGGAUCUCGACGCGAACGAUAGCAAACAGGAUAAUGGAAGUUUAGACUCUAGUCCGACCGGCUCCGGGAAGGGACGUAAGAUGUGCAAGAUGAACAACAAAAUUAGCAAAAAGCCUAAACCAACAACACCAACCAACGGCGCGGCAGGCGGUGCGGGGCCGGGCGGCGCGGCGGCAGGCGCCCAGCAGCCUCAGUUCAUGCAGCAGCAGCAGUGGUUCCCUCCGCCGGGGGCUGGCCAGGGCUACUACAACCAGCCCACUGGUGCCGGCGUCAGUCCGCGCGGCGUCGCACCGCCGUCGAACACGCAGUCGAAGCAAGCGCUGAGCAACAUGCUGAGACAGCGAGUGCCCUACUCGCAGCAGCUGUCACAAAUGCAGGGUGCUGGUUACCCGGGAGCGCCGCAUCCGCGAGGCCCAUAUCCGCGUCAAGGCAUCAGGCAGAUGCAACCCAAUCAGAUGGGGCAAAUGCAACCCAAUCAAAUGAAUCCAAUGGGCGGCAUGGGAGGCAUGGGGCCUAUGGGACAAAUGGGCGGGGUCCAAAUGGGUCCCAAUCAGAUGGGGGCGGCUCAGAUGGGGGGCAAUCAGAUGGCCAGUGCUCAAAUGGGUGGCAAUCAGAUGGGCAGCGCACAGAUGAGCGGCGGCCAGAUGGGCGGCAUGAGCGGGCAGAUGUUCGGCGGACAGUAUGGCGGCAUGCAGCAAGGAUAUGGUUACGGGCAGCCCAUGAUACAGGGGAGCCAACAGCAGAUGUUAAGCCAGGGAAUGGGUCAAAGUGGACAGAUGGGUCAAAUGGGCCAGCAGGUUAACCCUAUGGGUCAAAACGUGAACUCGAUCGGACAAAACGUUGGUCAAAUGAAUCAGGGGGUCGGGCAAUCCUCACAAAUGCAGCAGGGAAUGGGUCAGAUGGGACAAGGGAUGGGACAGAUGGGUCAAGGGAUGGGACAAAUGGGUCAGAUGGGACAGGGACAGGGUAUUGGCAGUAUGAGUAGUCAAACAGCGCCAAUGGGUCCGCAAGGAGGAAACAGUAUGGGUGGUUUCCCGGGACAACAAACAUUCCAGCAGAAUAUGAUGGGUGGUCGUGCAAGUCAAGAAGCAUAUCUGGCUCAACAGAGACAGAACGUCAGGCCGCCGUAUAUGCAGCAAGCACCAAACGUGACGAUGGGCGGCAUGGGGGGUCACGCACCCCCCUACCCCCGAGCAAUGCAGCCCGCUCAGGCCGGCCAGUACCCCCAGCAGAUGGCGCAGCAGCGGAUGCGGCAACAGAUGCAACAACAACUGGCCAUGCAGCAACAGGGCCCGCUGCACCAGCACUUGCAACAACGACAGUACCAACAACCGUAUUAAACCAAUAUUAUACAGGGUGCUCGGAAGUAUUUCCCAUAACUCUGAGGUUAUAUCCUUUACCGAAAAUUAAAUAAAUAUGUUCAAAGAACAUGUGUUCAAAAAUUUAUAUUUUCGGAGUAAAUAAAAAUUUUUUUUUUGAACUUGAAUAGAUUUUAAAAUGUAUCCCAUAUACACAUCCUUAUAAUUAUGACGUAGUCAAACUUUAAAAUGCAAGAAUAGAUAAAGGCGUGCGUUACUAUCCAAGUCGGAAUUAUUUAAAAUACUUUGUAUGAAAACAAAAAAAGGCAAAUAUUAGUUAUGCAGUUCGGAUCCUAUAUGUGGACUCGUCAACACCUUGAAGUUAUGGAAAAUACUCCCUAGCACCCUGUAUAUUAUGAUAAUAAUGCUGCCACUAGACUUGUCCAAAAAUUUAUUUUUAUUUUAUAUUUUAUAGGAAACCCCAGAAAAACAAUCAUUUUUAUAAAACCCAUAAUUCAAUAAUUUUAUUAAUUACACAUUUUAUAGAAAAAAUACUGUAGUUUUUUGUGAUAUACAUUUUGUAAGUGACAAUGUUGGAGAAUGACAAUUCUUACAACAUGCAUGAACCAAUUGGUUUUUAUUUAUUUUAUUGUGUCAUAUACAUUUUUAAAUUGACCAUUAUUAAAAUUAAUAUAAAUUUAAUUUAUAAUCUUUUUAUGUGUUAAGGUGACAUUUUUAAAUACUAGUGACAAUUUUUUCUAAUGAAAAUUUUAAUAUUCCAUCUACUUGGUAGAUGGAAUAUUAAAAGGUACUUGGGUACUGUCGCCAUAAUAUGUUCUAAAAUCACAUAAUUAUGCGGGAUACUAAACUGUUAUAGUUUGGCAAAAAAGAACGGAACUUUUUUUCCCUCUUACAACACUAUUCAACUUGGUAGUUGUCAGUCAAAACAAAAAAAAAAAAUGCUGUCAAAAGUUUCGGGAUUAUUUACAAAAUUAAGAUUAAUACGAAGAAAAUAGAUUGUGGGACAUUAUCGGCAGUAAACUAAUGUGGCACAAGAUAAUUAUGACAAUCCGUAGUGGCCAUAGAUAAUUAUGAUAAUCCGCCAAGUUAUUCCGUUUAUAAGAGACUAGCUGACGCCGCGCGGUUUCACCCGCGUGGUUCCCGUUCCCGUAGGAAUACGGAGAUAAUAUAUAGACUAUAGCCUUCCUCGAUAAAUGGGCUUAUCUAACACUGAAAGAAUUUUUCAAAUCGGACCAGUAGUUCCGAGAUUAGCGCGUUCAAUCAAACAAACAAACUCUUCAGCUUUAUAAUAUUAGUAUAGAUGUCUGCCAGAAUUCGAAGCCAAAACGUUGUUGUCGGAUCUGGGCUAUGUUUACCGAAGAACGGCUAAGAUAACACGUUUGUAUUUAUUUUAGAGUAUUAUAAAUGUUGAGCUCUGAAGUAAUUCACUAUAUUACAUGUUUUUGGAGCUUUUAAUAAGUGUUUUCGUGAUUAUUCUGUCGGCUUUGAAGGUUAUGUUUUAUGGUUACGUUUACAUUGUCACUAUUCGUGUUGCCAUAUUGGCGAUAGUGGCGCCACUAAUAAUUUCUACUCUUUUUUACCAAGCUAUACAAUUUAUAUUGAGAAUAUUACCUUUUCACAUAUUUAUUAACAUCCUAAAUAAUGACAAACGCUUUGAAAUACAAACGCGCGCGUCUCUGGAUGUUCGACAGAAGUGAUAACUUGAACUAAUUGAUUUAAUUAAUUAAAUCUAAUUAAUUAUUGUAUUCAAUUAAGAAUCCUCUAUUGUCGAAGAGGUGGGAAAAACAUUUUGACAGCAACAACAUAGAAAGUUUGCUCUGUCAACUGCAAGUAUCAAACAUGCCAAGUUGCCAAAUUCAGCUGUAACGCGUUACGUUACCAAUCGAUUUACCAUUCCAAAAAAGUUAUCACUUCAAAAAGCAAUAUGUUGUGCAUAAUAUCCGUUUUUUAAGAUUGCUUUAUAAAAUAUUUUUUACACAAACCAAACACCUAAACAAUAUUAUAAUAAACGGUGAAAUCCUCUAAUUAUGUGUACAGUAAUUUUAUAUAUUUAGUAAAUAAAUAACUUAUAUAGAAUGGAAAAUUGCUUUCUAUUCUAUUUUAAUAAUAAUUAAGUUCUCUAGUAUUUCCAUUCUAAAGGAUCCUGAUAUUUAUCUAUUAGAUUUUUUUAUUAAACAAAAUCGUUAUAUUUAUAUUUUAUUUUUUUAACUGACUGCCUUUAUACAUUUAAGAUAUUUUAAUUUUGGUGAGAUGUUUUUAUAAGAUUAGAAAUAUCAUUUUGAAGUUAUGAUAUUUAUUUUCUGUCAUCACAGUCAACUGUCAAGUAUAACAUAAAUAUUUACCUCAUUUGUUUUAAUUUUUAAUUACACCAAUCUCAUUAUUUUCUGAUUCUAAAGUUUCGAUGUUGUAUAGAAUAGUUUUUUAAUUGUAUUUCCAAAUACUUUUUGUAUACUAAUAAUAAUAAGUAUUAAGCAUAAGCCUAGUUAUAAGAAUAGCUAUUAUUUAUUUAUAAAUAUUGUGAUUAAUCAAUUGUUACAAGAUACAGUAUAAUUUUUAUAAAGUACAUAAUUAUUUUAGUUACUUUUUUGUAAAUAUUGGUGUUAAAUAUAAUAAUUUAGAUGAA
This is a messenger RNA of Bicyclus anynana (squinting bush brown), 10084 nucleotides long. RefSeq names its product mediator of RNA polymerase II transcription subunit 12 (gene kto). The coding region runs from base 169 to 7482 and encodes 2437 amino acids. The record is from RefSeq and is a predicted model, not a curated record. The transcript has 49 exons. Gene Ontology annotation, molecular function: transcription coactivator activity. Gene Ontology annotation, cellular component: mediator complex. NCBI's taxonomy places the organism in Eukaryota, Metazoa, Arthropoda, Insecta, Lepidoptera, Nymphalidae. Gene Ontology annotation, biological process: regulation of transcription by RNA polymerase II.